GUUAGGGACCCAAUUGCGCUUUUUAGAUCCACAGGCCUUGAUGUGCCAAAGUAGCAAUUCAUCAUCGACUAAAAAUGUCAUUAAACUGACUUUAACCGGCGCCCAGACCUUGUUGACUUCUCGCUGCCCCUUCUCCCCCCAAAUCGCUCGCUCUUGUCGGGCUUUAAGAUGGGCUUUAACUUUAACUUUCCUGUCUUUGGAGUGCCUAAGCUCAGUCCUUGGUUUGGGUAGUGUUGGGCCUCUAACUUGCAUCCAAAUCGGCUGCCCUACAUCCUAA
This is a messenger RNA of Dovyalis caffra, 277 nucleotides long. The record is from the annotation of a GenBank genome assembly. NCBI's taxonomy places the organism in Eukaryota, Viridiplantae, Streptophyta, Magnoliopsida, Malpighiales, Salicaceae.